AUCAUUUAAUUGGGUAAAAUCACGUGCCGGUCACGUGACUCGGUUGUCGGGGCCCUGGGCUGCCAGGCGGCAGUGUGCAGUAGCAGUCUGCGGGCAGAGGAAGCAGCGGCACCAGCAGCAACACCGACACCACCGACACCACCACCGACACCAGCAGCAGCGGCGACAGCGGCACACGACCGAGCAGUCCUCCAUGGGGUCCGUGAGGCGACUUGAGAGAAUGCGAUGACGUUACCAGGGUGAGCGGCUCUCCAGCGGGUUGACAGCUGAUGGAGAGGAGACCCUGCUCCUCCUCCUCCUCCUCCUCCUCCUCCUCCCUCUCUCUCACACAGCCGAGAUCGCACGAGGAGGAAGCUGGAGCCGCGAUACGACACGCUGAACUGGACAGGAACUGAACUCAUGUUAACUGGAAGCAAUGGGACGCGUUGAAUGAAUUGCGCGCAUUGUCCGUUUAGAGCUGCAGGGAUGUUUGCCGCCGUGGAGCAUGGCCCUGUCCUCUGUAGCGACUCCAACAUCCUUUGCCUGUCCUGGAAGGGCCGGGUGCCCAAGAGUGAGAAGGAAAAGCCGGUGUGCAGGAAGCGCUACUAUGAGGAGGGCUGGCUGGCUACCGGGAACGGCCGAGGAGUCGUCGGGGUCACGUUCACGUCCAGCCACUGCCGAAGGGACCGGCCCACUCCGCAGAGAGUCAACUUCAACCUCAGAGGACACAACAGCGAGGUGGUGUUGGUGCGGUGGAAUGAGCCCUUCCAGAAACUGGCCACCUGUGACACAGAUGGAGGGAUCUUUGUUUGGAUCCAGUACGAGGGACGCUGGUCUGUGGAGCUGGUCAAUGACCGUGGAGCUCAGGUGAGUGACUUCACCUGGUCCCAUGACGGCACCCAGGCUCUCAUCUCCUACCGGGAUGGCUUUGUCCUGGUGGGAUCGGUUAGCGGGCAGAGACACUGGUCCUCCGAGAUCAACCUGGAAAGCCAGAUAACCUGUGGUAUAUGGACCCCUGAUGACCAGCAGGUGUUGUUUGGUACUGCAGAUGGACAGGUGAUAGUGAUGGACUGCCACGGGCGCAUGCUGGCCCACAUACUGCUGCAUGAAUCGGACGGCAUCGUCAGCAUGUCCUGGAACUACCCCAGUUUUCUGGUGGAGGACAGCAGUGAGAGCGACACGGACUCUGACGACUUCUCCCCACCACAAGUGCACAACCAGAAGCCACUGCUGACAGUAAGCUUCACCUCUGGUGACAUCAGCCUGAUGAACAACUACGAUGACCUCUCCCCCACCCUCAUCCACACCAAUCUAAAGGAUGUGGUGGUCCAGUGGUGCUCACAGGGGGACCUCCUUGCCGUGGCAGGGAUGGAGAGGACGCUCCUCUCCACUGACCCCUCCUGUCCUCCCCCCACCAGGAACGCCAUUGUCAAGUUCUUCAACGUUCAGGGUGAACAUAUCUACACACUGGACACGCCAGCACAGCGCCCGAUCACGACGCUGUGCUGGGGUCACCGGGACUCCCGUCUGUUCUUGGCGUGUGGCCCGGCGCUUUACGCGGUGCGAGUGGAGCACCGCGUAGCCGGCCUGCAGCUACUCUGCCAGCAGGGCAUCGCCACAGCGGUGAAGGAGGAGAAAGAUAUUGCCAAGCUCACUAUGCCUUCCCGCCUAUGUUCUUACGUCACUGCCGCUUUCAUCCCCACCAUAAAGCCCCCCAUCCCAGAUCCCAACAACAUGCGCGACUUUGUGAGCUAUCCAACCGCUGGGAACGAGCGUCUGCACUGCACCAUGAAGCGCACGGAGGACAACCCUGAGGUGGGGGGACCCUGUUACACUCUGUACCUGGAGUACCUCGGGGGUCUGGUGCCCAUCCUCAAGGGCAGACGGAUAAGCAAACUGCGUCCAGAGUUUGUCAUCAUGGACCCCAAGACCGACGGGAAGACAGAUGAGAUAUACGGCAACAGUCUCAUAUCUGCCAUGAUCGACAGCUGCAACUGCUCAGACUCCAGUGACAUCGAGCUGAGCGACGACUGGGUCGGCAAGAAAUCUCCAAAGAUAUCCAGGGGCAGCAAAUCCCCCAAAUUACCCAGGAUCAACAUUGAUCCCAGAAAAUCGCCCAAACUGUCCCGUACUACACAGGAGAUCUCCAGGUCACCACGGUUACCCAUACGGAAGCCCUCGAUUGGUUCACCCAGUCUAACACGGAAGGAAUUUCCUCUAGAUGACAUCACUCAGCAAAAUUACCUAGCUCAGGUCACCUCCAAUAUUUGGGGAACAAAGUUCAAGAUUGUGGGGCUGGCCGCGUUCUUGCCAACUAAUCUGGGUGCAGUCAUCUAUAAGACAAGCCUCCUACAUCUGCAGCCCAGACAGAUGACCAUAUACCUGCCAGAGGUGCGUAAGAUCUCCAUGGACUACAUCAAUCUGCCCGUCUUCAGCCCGAAUGUUUUCAGUGAGGACGAAGAUGACCUGCCUGUCACAGGCCCUGCUGGUGGCACUGAUGACAACCCUCCCUGCACUGUCAACAUCCCCAUCGCCCCCAUUCAUAGUCCUGCCCAGGCCAUGUCCCCUGCUCAGAGCAUUGGUCUGGUCCAGUCACUCCUAGCCAAUCAAAAUGUUCAGCUGGACGUCCUCACAAAUUCCACCGCAACCCCUGCAGGUGCAGCUGCCGGUGGGUCAGACCAAAGUCAGGACAACAUCCUGACGGCCCAGUACACUGUUCCCACCAGGUAUUCUAGUCCUGGUCAGGUCAUCUUUGGGGGACUGGAAAUGAGUCGCCUAAUGGUGGGACCACCGCCUGCUCAUCAUCCAUCACAACAACAACAACAACAACAACAACAACAACAACAACCAAAUCACUAUCAUCAACAGCAGCAGCAGCACCAACAGCAGCAGCAGCAGCAUCAGUUGCAACAGCAGCAUCAGAUGCAACAGCAGCAGCAGCAGCAUCAGAUGCAACAGCAGCAGCAGCAGCAGCAACAACAGAUGCAACAACAACAACAGCAACAGAUGCAACAACAGCAGCAGCAUCAGAUGCAACAACAACAACAUUACCAGAUGCAACAACAGCAGCAUCACCAUCAACUUCAGCAGCAGCUUCAGAUUCAAAUCCCUGUUCCCUCCCUCUCAUCGGGACAGCAUUCAGGUGCAGCUGUGCACCAGCUCCAGUCGGGGGCGCUGCAGAUCCAGAUCCCUCAUCCGCCUGCCGAUCUAGUGGUCGAGAGAGCAUCGGGGGGCGAACAUGAGCACCUACUGAAAAUCAAAACCACUCGAUCGACUCCCCAGCUGGCUGAGGGGGACACGGUGGUGUUCAGUGCCCCUCUGGAGCUCAGCAAGAUGAAUCCUCCACCCCCCUAUCCCGGGACGGUGGCUGCUGCUGUGGCUGCUGCAGCAGCUGCUGCUGCCUCGGCGUCCGCCUCCGCUGCAGCCUCCAAUGCCACAUCUGCACAAGGAGGGGGCGCCAGUGGGACUCCUCCUCCUGGUGACCUUUGUCUGAAGAAGGGCGAGUUUCCACUCUAUCCUUCAGGUCAGCAACAAGCACAGUACCCCACACCACUGGGAUAUGAAAGGAUAACCACAUUUGACAGCAGUGGGAAUGUGGAGGAAGUAUGUCGUCCUCGAACGCGCCUUGUCUGUAAUCAGAAUGUGUACACACUCCAGGGACCUGGCAGUUCCGCCACUCUCAGGGUCACCUCUUCGUCGUCCUCCUCUUCAGCUGAAAAGAAGAUCCAGCUGCCCUAUACCUCUGCAACUCUCAACAGACUUACUGCACCUCGCUACUCCAUACCCAGCGGAGAUCCGCCUCCGUACCCGGACACAGCCAACCAGAACAGCGCUGUUGGCAGGAACCCCGGGCAGAGGCUCGACAGCAGUCUAAUCCACGCCACUCUCAGGAGGAACAGCCGAGAGGCUGCUCUCAAAGUUUCCCAGAUGCUGGAACCACCUAGACCACUGCCUCCUAAGGCCAAAAAUAGUGCACUAGCAGCCUCAUUCCAGCAGAGGGUUCCCACAGCCUUAUACACCUGCAGUCAGUGUAGCAGUGGAUCCAGUGUUGGAGCGACUGCUCCAGGGAGUGCUAAUGGGAUAGCAGGAGGAACUAUCAUCAGACAAGACUUCCCUCCCAGGAACGGGGCACCACACAGCACAGUAAUCGUUCACUCCAACAGCACCACUCCCCUGGCCUCCCAGUCUUCGUACAACCUGCUGAGCGCCCUUGAAGCAUCUGGGAGUGCAGUAGGAGGAGGAAGCAGCAGAGAUCGAGCCGAUUAUGUAAAUUCAGCAUAUUCUGAGGAUGAAACACUGAAUCAGACUCUGAGGCAUCUGGCAUUAGGAGGAAAUGAUGCGUCAGGGUUGAUUGUCAAACGCCCACCUCCCUACCAGUGGGACCCAGCUGCCACAGAGGAAGUGUGGGUUCCUCAGGAACGGACGGCCACAUUGAACCCCACAGGACCCCACAAGCCACCCCCACUUAUUCUUAGCCCAGCUCAGCACUUGGAUGUGUCCAGGCUGCCCUUUGUCCUUUCUCCAAAGUCCCCCACUAGCCCCAGUGCUGCAUCAUUUCAAGCUGCCGCAGCAGCUGCGGGUUACCAAAUCUCUCUCCAGUACCCUCCAGCAACUGCCUAUUCUGGAGCCCAGCUCCAGCCCAUUCCAGGGUCCCCACGCCCCUGCUCCUCCCCAAAAGAAAUGGUGGCACCAGUGCCCUUCUCGCAGCAGGAUGCAACACUUGUAUUACCGCCGGGUUACCCUGCAAAUCUGGCGAACCUGGCCUGCUGCCCCCUCCCGCCCAUGUAUCCAGGAGGAAGCAAUUGUUCUGGGCUUCCCAUUCCUCCCAUUGCUCUUCACACUCCUUGGGGUACCUAUAGCGCUUGCCCUCCUAUGCCCAGUCCUGCCGUGCCACUCCCACCGAAAGCCUCCCACAUGACAGUAGACAAAAAUGUUCUUUCCCCUCCUCCCCCUCCCCCUCCUCCUCCACCACCCCCUCCACCGCCACCAGCAGAACUGCAGAACCACGGAGGAUUACAAGAGGCCAUUGCAGAGGCUGGGGAAGGUUUUCAAGAGGUGCUCUCCUUGACUGAGAGCCCUGUGCCACAGCGGUCUGAGAAGUUCAGCAAGAAGAACCGCAAGCGGGGGGAUGGUCGGGCCGACGAAGCCAACGUGCCACCACUGGCCGAAGGGAGCAAGCCAAAGAAGGAGGGCAGAGCUCUGGGCGAUUUUAACUCUCUCAUCUCCAGUCCGCGGCUGGGAGGGAGGGACAAGAAGAAGCUGAAGGGACAGAAAGAGCAGCAGCUGAAGCCUAAGAAGUUGAGCAAGGCUACUGCCAACAGUGAGUUCCAAGACAGUUCGGAAAGCGAGCCAGAGCUGUUCAUCAGCGGGGAUGAGCUGCUCAAUCAGUGCCAGAGUGGCAAGAAAGGCUGGAAGAGUAAGAGGAACCUGAGGGCUGCCAGUGAACUCGACGAGUUCAAGUGCCGAAAGGCCAAUGAGAAGGAGGACCGGGGGCUGGGCAGCCAGGGGUUUGUGUAUGUCAUGGCCAACAAGCAGCCACUGUGGAAUGAGGCCACGCAGGUCUACCAGCUGGACUUUGGUGGGCGCGUCACCCAGGAGUCUGCGAAAAACUUUCAAAUUGAACUGGAGGGCAGACAGGUGAUGCAGUUUGGUAGAAUUGAUGGCAAUGCCUACAUCCUGGAUUUCCAGUAUCCCUUCUCUGCUGUCCAGGCCUUUGCGGUGGCUUUAGCCAAUGUCACUCAACGCCUCAAAUGAGACGACCCAUCCCUACGUACCCUGAGAUAUAUGUUGGACUUUAAAUGCAAUCUGUUGAAGGGGCACAGUUGUUUCAUUUGAGAUUAAUAAUCUUUGAUUUCGGAGAGAAGAGCAUUGUCCGCCCCGGUCAUAGAAAAGAGAUACAAUCAUGCUGCACUACACAAUGCUGCCACUAGAGUUGGUGCAAUAAGCAUUGACUGCAUUUUGCCAAGGAUGCCCUCAGAUUUUCUCCAUUCGGGAGUCGGCGGCACCUCGCGUACUUGUAGGGCCAAAGAGCUGAGCUUUGGUAAUCAUCAUGCAAAAUAAAUGCUGCUUUAGCUAGAAGAAGCUUGUAGACUUAAGUACCGAUAGGUUGACUGAGAGAAGAAUUGUCACGGUGCAGUUUUCAACAGAGGCAGCAGUAAUACUUGAAAACCACUCUGGAGAUCAAAGAUGUUUUUUUUUUGUGUGUGUUUUUUCUCCCAGAGCGUACAGGUACUACUGGGCACUGAAAUCCAUUGCUGUACAAAACUUCAGUGAAACAGUUACCACUUUAUUAUAUUGCUUUUGCUUUUAGGAUGUUAUUAAAUGACUAAACAUUCUAGAAGGUAGGAGGGACUUUUUUUUUUCUGUCGCUAUCAGCCAUUCCUACUGCUCCCAUCUAUCUCGGCUGGAAUUGAGGCUUAGGUAUAUGCAUCAUUUAGGAGCACUACUAAGAGUUCACACUUGUCACUUGAUGUGAAAGGUGCGUCACUGUUACAAACUUUGGGAGGUUGAGGAGUAAAAUAUGUCCCAGGUGACCUGCAGUCUUUUCCACGUGUUUUCCCUUGGGACUUUGAAGGAAGAAGAAAAAUGUUACUCCGCUACGUGGAUUAAUUUAUAUGUACAUUUUGUUGUUUAUCUUUUCAGAUAUCAUUUUUUUUAACAUUAUCAUCAUUGUUUGUGAGACACAAGCUCCAUACCCUGUCAACACAGAUUUCAACUUACCUGCUUUAUUUGGGAGACUUGAGUUUGAAUAUUGCAGAGUAGUCUGGAUUAUUGAGGGGGGAGCAGCGUACAGAAUAGCUUUGACCGACAUAUCCUGUACUUGAGUGAAGUAUCUACAUACGGUGACACGGGCGCCAAAAGAGGUCACCAUUGGCCGAGAUGGAACAACUUAACGUCUGGGACGGAGAGAUUUGUCACCUGCUUUCACUUCUGUGAAGUGAGUAUGUAGUCGGGGGGAGGGAGGGAGGGAGGGAGGGAAGGCUAUCUUUGCUCUUAAAGAUCACACUUAACAUGUAAGCAAGGUACAGGAAAUAUUUUUGUAUAUUUCACCUAUGCCAUUUCAUACCCUUUACAGAAGUCAUGUAAAUACAGUCAUGUGUAAAUGUUGUGGGGACUGCGGUGACUUUGACAGACGUCUCUUCUUGCACCUGUCUCCGAUCGUGUUCUUCGUGUAACUUCAGGUGUGGAGCGAAGCUGUAGUACUGUUUUAACUCGACGGCUACAACCACAGAGGAAAAAAGUUGUAAAGCUGAAAUCAUUGUCACUGAAUCUUUAAAGUCAGAACUGCAAUGAAGGAUGAAGCUAAUGAAAUCUGAUCAUUUUAAUAAGCUGACACUGAAAUCUGAAAAGCUGGUUUAUUUUUUAUUUUAUUUUUCUUUCAGGCGGUGAAGCUUGUGUUCGUGUUAAAGUAAGGACGGAGCAGGGCCAUCUGAUAGGAGUCUGGGCAACAGGCACAUUUGCAAAAGUCUGCAAUGGGUUUUUAUUUGUAAAAGACAGUAGACAAAAUCACUCAAAAAUGGCAGUAAUAUUUAGGCUUAGUAACAUUAGGUCGAUGUGUUGGGGUCACCUGAAAUAUCUGUGCCAAAAUAUGCAUUUGGUAAAAUUUAGAGUUGGAAAAAAUGCUCUGCUUUGUUCUCUGGGUUUAUGAGAUUAUUUCAUACUUAAAUGUGAUCUGCCCACAUCACAGCGAGAUGCAUGUCCGUCGAAGGAGGGUUGAAAGGAUCGAGAUUAAAAGGAAGAUCUCUACUGAUCCUAAAAGAUUUAAAAAUUUAAAAAAAUAAAUGAAAUAAAAACAUAAGCAUGGCGUUAAGAGAAAAUAUCCACCUUUUUGUGUUAGUUGUGCAAUAUUUCGUUUUGGGGAGAAAGAGGAAAAAAAAAUCAUUCGUCAUCACUUUUGACCACAGUUUGAUACCGUUCUUUUUGUUCAGCAUUUCAAUUGCUGGUCUGUAUAUUUUAUUUAUGAGAUUAUUUCCUAAAGGAGAUAUAGUAACUAUACAUACUGUAUAUUGUGGGGUUUUUCUGAACAUUUCUUUGUGCUGAUAAAAAGUUUGUUACAAGUGAAGCCCAAGUUGUGAGAUUGGAAUGUGGGGUGGGGUCGUCGGGGAAGGGGAAGGGGCAGAUGCUCUGUUUCGUGAGGUUUGCAUUGGCUGGAAAAGAUGUGAAUGAGCAAGUGCCCAGUUUAGUGUAGCUGGUAGACUAGUCGCGUAGAGUGUAACUGUCAAGUCGAGGUGUGUCUGUAAUCAACCGUGCAGUCGACCGAUCCCAUCAGUGUUAAAUCGAUCUCCAAACGUGUGUGUGGACAUGGCUUCUUCUACAUACACACACACCACUCACAAAGGUUCCCAAGUGUAAUCCACCGAGUUCGUGUUCAAAAAUCGCCUAUGGACUUUAGGUCAAGGAUUCACUUUAAAAACUGAUUUUAUGAGACGGCUUGUUGUAGAUACUGUAGGAUUUUACCUUUUCUUUAGAAAAGACGACGUGCUUUGUAUUUGUAGAUGUAGACUUUAAAUGACAAAAAACACAAAAAAUCUCGAGUCUGAUUUGGUGACUGAACGUGUAUAGUGAAUGGAUAGUAAGGCAUGCCAUGUAAAUUAUUUUAUAAUUGUAUAUGUCACGCAUCUUUUGAAUAAAACGUCAUUGUUUCAGAAAAAAAAAAAAAAA
Scophthalmus maximus (turbot) is the source of this 8640-nucleotide messenger RNA. RefSeq names its product TUB like protein 4a (gene tulp4a). Lineage: Eukaryota; Metazoa; Chordata; Actinopteri; Pleuronectiformes; Scophthalmidae. Gene Ontology annotation, molecular function: protein binding. The record is from RefSeq and is a predicted model, not a curated record. Bases 430 to 5733 code for a protein of 1767 amino acids. The transcript is spliced from 16 exons.